GAACAAAACAAAGUGAAAUUAGAAACUGACAAAUUUCAAACGGUCACUUUUGUUCUUUUUUUUUUUUCAAAGCAAAGUUCAGGACGAUGACGAUGGUGAAGACACUCAAUGUCGAAAGCCCACUCCUCCUCUCACCACGCUCUCUAUGCUUCACCCAAAUCCAUCAAUCAAAUGCUUCGCUUCACAUCGCCAUAUUUGGAUCAAGACCCUCCACUUCUGGCCUCACCCUUUCGCAUUCACGUCGAAACCAGAUCCAAAAGUUCAUCUACGCUAGAAAAAGAAGGAAAACUGGGUCCCAAAGAACGACAAGAUUCAUACUCAAUUUGAUGGCUGUCAUCGCUUCCAACCUGAAGAUCUUACCACAACCAUUGUAUUUGGUUCUUGAAGAAUUCGCCGGCGGAAAUGGAAGUGGUGGAGAUGGGGGUGCAGGCUUUUGGAGGGGUUUUGGAUGGGGAGGUUUUGAUGGGUGGCGUAGGAAACGAAAGAAAAAGCUAUGGAUGUACGGGUUUCUGCUGAUUUGCGGGUUGGGUUUUGUGUUUGGGAGGGAAAUUGAGAGCAAUGUGGUUUGGUGGGGUAUGGGUUUGGGUCCUUUGGGGGUUGCUUUGAUUCAGUUUUGGGAAAAGAAUGGAGGAAUUCAAGGUUGGGUUUUGGGGUUUUGUCUAUGGAGUUUUUUGGUGGGUCUGACGUUUAGGAGAGAGGAGUUGCAGAAAUGGGUCGGCAAGUUAAGCCUUCCAUCUUCAUUGCUGGAGAAUGUAAGAAUAGGAGGAACAAGAAGAAGAAGAAGAAAAACCGGAAGAGCAUUUUAGGAAGCUACAAACAAAAGUUUUGUAUUUUUUUUAUCAUCUUUUUGUUUUGUUUUUCAUCUGCGAAAGAUGUUGAUUUCUUCUCAUACCUACUCAUACACAAUCACCAUGAAUGAAAUAUGAUUCCCUUCUUUUUUAAUAUAAUUUUCUUCAUAUUGUGUAAUGCU
Messenger RNA from Humulus lupulus (European hop), 970 nucleotides. RefSeq lists its product as uncharacterized. The record is from RefSeq and is a predicted model, not a curated record. Lineage: Eukaryota; Viridiplantae; Streptophyta; Magnoliopsida; Rosales; Cannabaceae. The coding region runs from base 87 to 806 and encodes 239 amino acids. The transcript has a single exon.